AUGAGCGACAUUGACGUGCCCGUGGAAUCGGCUCUCACGUCGGCGUCCAAGCUGCUCUCGAGCGUGGUUUCGCAGCUGUCUACGUCGACUCGGCCGUCUUCGGAAGAGCUGCGUCAACUGCAACUGGUGUGUUCGCUGCUGUCGGGUCUCGAUCCGUACUUGGAUAGCGUCUCGUCGCCGGCGCCGUCGGUGCAACGACCUUUGCUCAAAGCGACGGCAGAGCACGAUUGGGCAGGAGCAUGGUCUCGCAAGCAAACGCUCUUCCAGCUCUCUGCGGCGUGGUCGGCAGGUGGUUACGAAGGCAACUUGGUCGGUCUGCUGACCAGACUCACGCACGCUCAAAAGGCGCUCGAGAUCGGCAUGUUCACCGGCACCACCACCGUCUGCAUCGCGCAGCAGCUGCGCCAAGGAGGCAAAGUGACAGCAUUGGAGAUCGACCCGUACCUGCACAACUUCACGCGCCCAUUCUUCCACCAGUCCGGUCUGGCCGAAAAGAUCGACGUCAAAGUCGGAAACGCCGUCGACCACCUCGAGGCCAUCUCGAAAACGAUUGUGUGCGAUCAAGACGCUUACGAUAUCAUCUUUAUCGACGCCGAUAAACCAGGCUACACGACGUACUUCAACAUGAUCCUGGACAAACACCUGUUGAAGAAGGACGGCUUGCUCGUGGUGGACAAUACGCUAUACAAGGGUGCGCCUUGGACCGAGGGGUUGGUGGAUGAAUCCUUGUUGGACAUCGCAAAAACCAAUGCAGAUGCCAUCAAGCACUUCAACCAGGUGGUGAGACAGGACAAGCGCGUCGAGGUGAUCGUGCUGCCCGUCAGGGAUGGCGUCAGUCUGAUCAUGCGCAACGAGUAG
Mycosarcoma maydis (corn smut) is the source of this 858-nucleotide messenger RNA. RefSeq lists its product as uncharacterized. The record is from RefSeq and is a predicted model, not a curated record. Gene Ontology annotation, molecular function: S-adenosylmethionine-dependent methyltransferase activity; O-methyltransferase activity. Bases 1 to 858 code for a protein of 285 amino acids. The transcript has a single exon. NCBI's taxonomy places the organism in Eukaryota, Fungi, Basidiomycota, Ustilaginomycetes, Ustilaginales.